AAGGGAGAAGUCCACUGGUCCAACUCAACUCCUCCCCAUCUCCUGCACACACUCUCUCUCUCUCGACUGAGAAUUGAAAAACCUUGAAAAAGAAAAUAUAAAACAGAAACGAAUACAACGAGAAAAAGAGGGGAAAAAACAUUUUUUUUCCUCCCUCAAUUCAUCACUCUGAAGACCUCUCUGGCUUUGUUUCUCUCUCUUUCUUUCCCAUGACUGACGGCUCCAAUCGCAGAAUCCUCGAUAUGGGUUUUACUUGCCAUCUGUUUCUCUAUGAUACCCACAUCUCUGUUUCCACUCUAUCCAUUUCCUUUUUUUUCUAGCACUACCUUCCACUGUCAAUAGAGUUUCUCAUGCUUUUCCAUGGCUGGUCGUGGUCGCAUCAAUUUUUGAACACGAAACAUGGGUUCAUGACUUCAUUCCCCCUUAUUUUCAUUUGCUGAUUACGAGCACAUAUUUUCGUGUUCCUUAUUUUUGUCUCUCCCUUUGUCGAGUUCGAGUAUUUUCUUGUUCCCGCACUCUCCCCGACGCUCACAUUUAUAAGCGAUUAUUCUUUAAACCCAAGCAAUGACUUUGUUUUCAUUUUUUUGUGCUCUUUAAAACCCACAACUUCGUUUUCGCUAUAACGCUCUAGAACAGCCGCUCUUGCUGUUUCUCUAUCUAUUGUCUUUUAGAUGCUUGCUCUAGGGAAGAAGAACAAGUAAACCAUGUAUUUGUCCGAAAAGCCUCGCCCGAUCGAUUUCUAUAAGGAGGAAGGGAGGGACAUGAUGAUUGAAGUAGUUGGUAAUGGCGGGUUGCCGCCCCAGCAACAACCGCAGCAGCCGCAGCAACAGAUGAUUCUUGCAGAGAGCAGUGGAGAAGACCAUGAGGUCAAGGCUCCCAAGAAGCGAGCGGAAACUUGGGUCCAGGAUGAAACUCGAAGCCUCAUCAGUCUUCGCCGAGAAAUGGACAGUCUUUUCAACACUUCUAAGUCGAAUAAGCACCUCUGGGAACAGAUUUCGUCAAAGAUGAGAGAGAAAGGCUUCGAUCGUUCACCAACCAUGUGCACCGACAAGUGGAGGAAUUUGUUGAAGGAGUUCAAGAAGGCAAAGCAUCAAGAUAGAGGUAGUGGCUCGGCUAAGAUGUCUUACUACAAGGAACUGGAGGAAUUACUCAGAGAGAGAAGCAAAAAUGCGCCUUACAAGAGUCCCACGCCUUCUAAGGUCGACUCCUACAUACAAUUCUCAGAUAAAGGUCUUGAAGAUGCUAGCAUUCCUUUUGGUUCCGUGGAAGCUGCUGGAAGGUCAACACUUAACCUUGAAAGGCGUUUGGAUCAUGAUGGACAUCCUCUGGCCAUCACUACAGCUGAUGCAGUUGCAGCUACUGGAGUUCCCCCAUGGAAUUGGAGAGAGACUCCUGGAAAUGGUGGGGAGAGCCACUCCUCUUAUGGAGGGAGGGUUAUAUCAGUCAAGUGGGGGGACUACACUAGAAGGAUUGGCAUUGAUGGCACUGCAGAUGCAAUUAAGGAGGCAAUUAAGUCUGCAUUUGGGUUAAGGACUAAGCGAGCAUUUUGGUUGGAGGAUGAAGAUGAGGUUGUUCGGAGCCUUGACAGGGACAUGCCGGUGGGAAAUUACACCCUUCAGCUCGAUGAGGGAUUGACAAUCAAAGUUUGUCUUUAUGAUGAAUCGGACCGGCUACCUGUUCGUACCGAAGAGAAGACACUAUACACCGAAGAUGAUUUCCGUGAUUUCCUUACUAGACGUGGUUGGGUAGGUCUGAGGGAGUUAAGCGGCUUCAGAAGCGUUGAUACACUGGAUGAUCUCCGCCCUGGUGCUAUGUAUCAGGGUGUGCGACUACUGGGGGACUAGAAAUGUUGCUUUGGAAAUCCUUACUAUCAAGGCAUCAAAGCUUUCAGAAAUAAUUUUUAGGGAUUUCGAUGUGCAUUGAUGCCCUUCCUUGAGAUGCAAUUUAGUGUAAUGUUUGCACUACAACUUGCUAUUACCCCACUACUGUACUGAGCUUCCUGACCAUGGUUGCUUUGUCAGUGGUUUUACUUCUACAUUUAUUAUGAUCUUCGCGCCACAACUUGUAGCAGUGUUGCCCAAUUGUGUAUAGUCCUUUCCUUUGAUGAAACCUCUGGUGGCCCAUCAUCAUCAUUUACUAGAGACAUGAGCAGUGUUGCCCAAUAAGACUAAAAAGAAGAGAUGUUGUAUCGAUUUGGGUUUUAUACAUCUUGCACUCAAAGCUUCAGCUUGAGUAAA
Molecule: messenger RNA, 2237 nt
Organism: Nelumbo nucifera (sacred lotus)
Lineage: Eukaryota; Viridiplantae; Streptophyta; Magnoliopsida; Proteales; Nelumbonaceae
Product: trihelix transcription factor GT-1-like
Source: RefSeq, a predicted model, not a curated record